Solanum pennellii is the source of this 2925-nucleotide messenger RNA. RefSeq lists its product as uncharacterized. Bases 1 to 2925 code for a protein of 974 amino acids. The transcript has 5 exons. The record is from RefSeq and is a predicted model, not a curated record. Lineage: Eukaryota; Viridiplantae; Streptophyta; Magnoliopsida; Solanales; Solanaceae.
AUGGGGAACAAAAUUAUCAACCAUCGCCUAAGGAUGAAAUAUUUUAUCUCCCCUGUGGGAACGGAGGACUGGUUCACAUACCUAAAGGAGCGCUCAGCCGUUGAAAUCCAAUGGAAGUAUUAUUGGUUGAAGCCACGACGUGCCAUUAUAAGAGGAAAUGAACUUUACUUUAUUGAGCUUAUCGGUUUGAAUGGUGUGCAACCAUACGCACCACUUCGAGUCUUUCGACAAUUCGGACAGAUCCAAAUGAUACCUCUGCGAUCCCACAUGAGGCACUAUGGAUAUGACUUUGGGUCAGAAUUACCGCAAGUGAACACUAUAUUGCGAAGAUGGAAGAAUGUGAUAACUAUCGAUGUUCAAGAGCACCGACCCUUCUGCACACCUGAAUACUACGUGUGGCUUUUAGAAGACGCAAAGCAUAGAGAUUUGAGCGAAGGAGGUCUUCCUGGUUUUGGCGAUGAAAAAGAGAGAAGAUGGGCUCGCAGCCUUCUCAACACCGAUUAUGACAUUACCCCAGAAAUGAGGAAGCAGAUCGUUGAUCUGUCCUUCAUCCUGGCACAUACACGAUCAAAAGGGACCCCCCUUCUCCUUCUUCUCAAAGAGCAAGCUCCAAAGACAAAGAACUGCCCGAAGGAUACAAGCUUCCAAAAUUUGAUGUUCAAUGGCAUUGGGGAUCCCAAAGCCCACCUAGGAAUGUACUGUGACAAACUUGUAGGUGUGGGAAGAGACGAGAGGAUACUCAUGAAGUUGUUUAUGAGGAGUCUUACUGGGGAGGCCCUAGCAUGGUAUAUUGAGCAAGACUCGCGGAAAUGGGUAGAGUGGGUUGAUAUGGCAACUGAUUUCACGAAUAGGUUUGGUUUUAAUAUUGAAAAUGCACCUGAUUGGUUUUACAUUCCAAAUUUGAAGAAGAAACCGAGUGAAUCCUUCAGAGAAUAUGCCAUAAGAUGGAGGUCUGAAGCGGCUAGGGCCAGACCCCCUAUGGAGGAAUCUCAGAUGAAAGACUACUUCAUUCGUGCCCAAGAACCACAAUACUAUGACCGAAUGAUGCUGGUGGCUGAAAAGAGUUUCGUUGAAAUCAUCAAACUAGGCGAAAGAAUUGAAGAAGGCAUAAAGAAUGGGAAUAUAAUCAAUUUGGAAGCUUUACAAGCAACCAACAAGGCUCUGCAAUCUGGUGGAAUGACAGAAAAUCGAAAGAAAACAGGUUCUGUAAUGAUGGCUCAUGGAACUAAGACCCCUUUGAGGCACAAGACAACAAACCCACCACCAUCCCCAUACCCUCACACCCCAUACCCUCAACAUCCCUCAGCUCCACUCCCUAUAUCUCCCCAACCCAUGCUAAUAUAUUACCAAAACGCUCCCCCUCAAUAUUUGCAUGCCUCAUAUCUUGUCUAUAAUGUUCAACCAACACACUUCCAAACUCCACCACCCACUCAAACACCAAAUUACCGAAAUAGACCUCCCUAUGAAAUAAGACCUACAAAAAUUUAUACCCCUUUGGCUGAAUCCAUAACACAACUUUAUGAAAGACUGAAACAGGCUGGGUACGUCUCCCCAAUUUCUGCAUUACCUGUGGAUGUUCGCGCAAAAUGGUACGACCCUAACAAGGUCUGCGCCUACCAUUCUGGGAUGAAGGGUCACACCACCGAAGUUUGCAGAGCCCUUAAGGAUAAGGUUCAAAUGUUGAUUGAUACAAAAACCAUCCAACUCAAGGAUCCUACACCAAAUGUUGCGAAUAAUCCUCUUCCUAACCAUCAAGUCAACAUGGUGGAAGAUGGUGAUGUCUGGGAUUGGGAAGAAUCUAUCUGGACCCUCGAAACAGAAGAAGCCAUGUCUACCACCGCCCCAGCACCGCUAAUAGUGCAAGGACUCGCCCCAUUUGAAGUAGAAGUUGCUGCACCCAGACCACCGUUCACUGUCUAUAGGGCAUCUUCCCCAAUACAAUGUGAUACACAUGUUGUACCUUGGGAAUACAACAAAAGAGAAACGAAAGUGGAAGAGACAGAUGUUGCAACAGGGGUCACCAGAUCUGGAAGAAUUUACACUUCUGAAAUUUUGGUUCAGGGAAGCUCUAGCAAAUCCAAAGCACCAGUCGUAGAGUUUGAAGAUCAAGGUAUUUGGAAAAAGGUUCAAGCUAAAGAAUACUCUGUCAUUGAGCAGCUGAGUAAAACCCCAUCCCAAAUAUCAAUUCUGGCGUUACUGCAAUCUUCCGAAACUCAUCGAAAUGCCCUUCUGAAGAUCCUUGGUGAAGCUUAUGUCCCAUCUAACAUCACUCAUGGAGAGGUAGCCCAAAUGGUGGGGCAGGAUAAGGUGACAAACAAAGCAUUAGUUGAUGCAGGUUCAGGUUUAAACAUUUGCCCUUUGAGCACACUGACGAGGCUGGGCGUGGAUAGUGCAAAAAUUCAGACAUGGAAGAUGAAUGUGAGGGCAUUUGACGGCUCUCAGAGAGGCACUAUUGGGGAGAUAACCUUGGACAUGCUCAUUGGUCCUGUCACUUUCCCCAUAGCUUUCCAAAUUUUGGACAUCCCUUUAUCGUACAACUUAUUGUUGGGUAAUCCAUGGAUUCAUAUGGCUGGAGCAGUUCCAUCUACUCUUCACCAAUGCUUGAAGUUUGAAUGGGAUUACGAAGAGGUUCUAGUCCAUGGAGAAAAAGGGCAUCCUGUAUACACGAUUAAAGGAAGAGAGCACAUGGAUGGUGAAAUGUACCAUAUAGUGGAGCUUGUUGGUAAUAUUGAGUUGCAACCAUGCAAAAUUCACUAUAAAAAUGUCGAAUCUGAGACUAUGGCAUACAAUGAGACUGCUCAACUUAACAUUAAUGACUUAGAAGAAGUCAAAGACAAUGAGGUUCCCGAGGAGUUAAUCAAAAGGGUUGAGGAAUUCGAGGAAAACCCCAAUCCAAACUUGGUAGAGACAGAAGUGAUGAAUUAG